This is a messenger RNA of Pelecanus crispus (Dalmatian pelican), 320 nucleotides long. The record is from RefSeq and is a predicted model, not a curated record. NCBI's taxonomy places the organism in Eukaryota, Metazoa, Chordata, Aves, Pelecaniformes, Pelecanidae.
GAAGAAAUAUAUUGAAAGUGAACUAGAAGCUGCAAGACGAUGGUCUCACAAAUGGGGAUUCCUGAAAACACCUCCUGAGGAGUUGAUUGAAGAGGAAAAGAAAGAAAAUACAAAGCCCAAGAUACAGCUUCCAGAACAUCUUCAGGUUCGACCUGUGACACCUGUGGAAAAAUACAUUAAGGUGAUUCCAUCUCCUCCAGUACCUAAGACGACCCAGGGAUUUAUUGGCUGGAGAUCAGCUGUUCCAGGGUUGGAACUUGAACGUGGUUUUCAAAUCCAAAGCUGCAAAGGUACCUUUUUUAAGGAUUUGAAGUGGCCAU